Messenger RNA from Ruditapes philippinarum (Manila clam), 1464 nucleotides. RefSeq lists its product as uncharacterized. The transcript is spliced from 5 exons. The record is from RefSeq and is a predicted model, not a curated record. The coding region runs from base 156 to 1430 and encodes 424 amino acids. Gene Ontology annotation, cellular component: membrane. NCBI's taxonomy places the organism in Eukaryota, Metazoa, Mollusca, Bivalvia, Venerida, Veneridae.
UCAGAAACAUAAAUUUGAGAUCCUUUCUUUUUGCAGGAGCGUUUAAUUUUUGUCAGAUGAUAAUAAAUCUAAUAAAUACAUUACGGGAAAAAGUUGUUUAAAGGAUAUUGGUGACGUUUGCAUGUACUUUUUCUGGAUUGGAAUAGUGAAACAAAAUGGCUAUAUUUUUGUUCAUUUGUAUUCUGUCUGUUACCAUCGCAGUUGUUAACGGUGAAGGGGAUAUAAUGUGUGACUGUCAAGAAGUUGGCAUGUUAAAGGAAAUAGUUCAAGAAGUUCUAGUAGAACAGAGAUUAGAGUCUGCUAGAAUUAGAAAAUUAGAGGCGAGACUGAGAGUUUAUGAGACAACUUGGCCAGCUCCUAGCGAUCGUCUGGAAAAAUUAGAGCAAAACGUGAAAAAUAUCAAUAUGAAAUUAAAUACAACAGUCACAGGCGUCAUUAAUAAACAAACAGGAAUUUAUCGGGAUAUCGGUGCAAUUGUGAAGAAGACGUUGAUUUCAGAGAAAAAUGAAAGGAACAAUUUUGUUUCAUACAUGAAUGAAAAAAUAAUGGAACAUAAGGACAUCAUUGAAAAUUUUAAAGAUGCAAUUAACAAUACUAUAGACAAACGCUUCCAAUAUAUUACUGCUAAGCAAGUUGAAUAUAAGGACACCAUAGAAUCGUUCCAAAUUGCAAUAAACAAUACUGUAGAUGAACAGUUCCAGUAUAUUACAGCUACGCAAGUCAAAUACAGGAAUGAAAUCAAAGAUUUUUUGGAUGACACAGAAAACGACACUGCUAGUUUUAUCAGUACCGUAUUUAGUAACAUCUCUACAUUUAAAAAGGAACUCAUGAAGGAGAUAAAUGAACGAUUAGAUAGCAUCACAGAAGUGAAUGAAACUGUUCAACAUUUUUCAUCAGAUUUAGGAAGAGUUAACAAAAGUGAAAGGGUGACCAGAGAUAUGGUAAAUGCACUUGGUAAAGUAGUGGAAGAAGGCCAAAUAGUUCGAUUGGUUGGAGGGUCAAAUCCAUAUGAAGGGAGACUGGAAAUAUGGCAUGAUUGGUCUUGGGGAACAGUAUGCGAUAAUUCGUUUACUACGCUGUCAGCAAGUGUUGUUUGUAGGAUGCUUGAUUAUCCACAGACUGAUGCUCGGGUAACCGGAUCUGCACAAUUUGGCACCGGAACAUUACCAAUACACUUAGACGAUGUUAAAUGUAUUGGAACUGAAAUAAGCCUACCUCAAUGUCCACAUGGAAGUUGCGGAGUAAAUAAUUGUGGUCUUGGUGAAGAUGUUGGGAUAUCAUGCACACCAGUUCGAUUGGUUGACGGGUCAAAUAAGUAUGAAGGGAGACUUGAAGUAUGGCAUGAUAACACUUGGGGGACAGUAUGCGAUGAUCGUUUUACUGAGCUGUCAGCAAAGGUGGUUUGCAAGAUGCUGAAUUAUCCACAGUAAGUAAACAUCAUAAUUAGCAUACAUAAUGUUGCGU